UCACUUUGUGUGAGCUCGAAUUCGGCGUAUCCGAAAAACUUCCCAAUUACGCACUCUGAUUGGCUCCAUGAAUUGAAUUAUCCGGAUUUGACCCAGAUAGGCCACUCGAUCUUGAGUAAUCUUUGAGUGCGAUGCGAGUGUUCGGCAAUCCACAUCACUUGGGGAGCAGCUCAUCAUGCACCUUCUCGGCGCACCAUCCUCAUCGUUAUACCGCCAGUCGCUUGACCUCGGUGGAGAGCAUCCAUAUUGACGGAAAGUUGGACGAGGACGCUUGGACAUCAGCUCCGUGGACUGUCCCGUUCACCGACAUCAUCGGGCCGCGCCAUUGGAGUCAGCCGUGGUUUAAGACCCAGGUCAAGAUGCGCUACGACGACACAUUCCUGUACGUUGGCGCGUACGUGGAAGACACGGACGUGUGGGCGACCCUCACAAAGCGCAACUCGGUCGUGUUCAAUGACAACGACUUUGAGAUCUUUGUCGACCCCGUUGGGACCACGCACAACUACAAGGAGUUCGAAGUCAACGCCAUCAACACGACGUGGAAUCUGCUGCUGAACAAGCCGUACCGCGAUGGGGGCGGGGAAAACUCCACGCGAGUGGACCCAGUCCACGGCUUCGACAUGGUGCCCCUCGGACUCCGCAGUGCCGUGUACGUCAAAGGCCGCGCAAACGACCCGAACCAACAUGUACAUUUUUGGACGGUCGAAGUCGCUUUGCCGCUGGCGGCGUUGGCGUGGAAGACGACGGCAGUCGUGCCGCCGCGACCAGGGUCGUCCUGGCGCAUCAACUUUUCCCGCGUCGAAUGGGUCGUGGAAGUGGUCAACGGGCGAUACGAAAAGAUGAAAGACCUCCCCGAGGAGAAUUGGGUGUGGAGUCCCCAAGGUCAAGUCGCCAUGCACAUGCCAGAACGGUGGGGAUACCUCCGCUUCGUCCAAGCAGACCACAUCGAAGAUGCAAAUGAACGAGACGAUCCUGAAUUCCCCGCGAGGUACCAAGCGUUUGCCAUCUACUACGCCCAAAAGGCCUACCGACUGAAGCACAAGCGAUAUGCCGACACCAUCGCCGACCUCUUGCCGUGGAUUGCCGACAAGCACGUCGUGUCCUGCCUGCAUGUGACGUACAUGAACGUGACUGCCGAUGGAUUCUUCGCUGGGGCGUCGGCGUUUGGAUACACGGCGCACAUCCGAUACGACUCGUUCAUUCAUGUGUCGUCAACCAACGAUGCGGAUGAGGUAGCGUUAGUAUAGGUGUGGAGGAGUAACGUACAUGCAGCAUUCGUGAGUGAGACAAACGUACCAGAUCGCUCCGUGCAUCCCGCAUGCAUGGGCCACUACAGGAAGACGACCUACAGGUCUGUGCCCAUCACGCCUGUGAGUUCUGAAAUGGGUUAAUAACACACGUAUUUUACGAC
Aphanomyces astaci is the source of this 1411-nucleotide messenger RNA. RefSeq lists its product as hypothetical. Gene Ontology annotation, molecular function: carbohydrate binding; hydrolase activity, hydrolyzing O-glycosyl compounds. Bases 132 to 1247 code for a protein of 371 amino acids. Gene Ontology annotation, biological process: carbohydrate catabolic process. The record is from RefSeq and is a predicted model, not a curated record. NCBI's taxonomy places the organism in Eukaryota, Oomycota, Saprolegniomycetes, Saprolegniales, Verrucalvaceae. The transcript is spliced from 3 exons.